This is a messenger RNA of Penicillium odoratum, 786 nucleotides long. RefSeq lists its product as uncharacterized. The record is from RefSeq and is a predicted model, not a curated record. The transcript is spliced from 3 exons. Lineage: Eukaryota; Fungi; Ascomycota; Eurotiomycetes; Eurotiales; Aspergillaceae. Bases 1 to 786 code for a protein of 261 amino acids.
AUGCGACACAUACCCUACCCCCAAUUGCGAACGGCCUUUCCUAGGUCAGUUCAACGGGACUUGCGUAUUCAAAUAUGGGCUCGUUUCAAGUCCCAGGUUCCCCUGCCAUCCAGGCGCCAUGAACCCAAAGAACUCAACCCAACAUCGGCACGCGCACUAGCUCCCGGUGCUUCCAAAACAAAUAUUCGUAGAGGUAUUAUCCCUCGGCCACCGGAACGUAUCCUAGUUUACUACGGCGGAACUGGCCGAGCGAUAUUCCUAGGCAUGUUACGGGUAUCUACCAUUCUUUUGUUUGGCGCAGCAUGUUUAGUUGUGGCACCAUCUUGCUACACAGAUGACAAUGAAUGGUAUAUUACACCGCUGGUGAUUGCUGGCGGAGCAAUGCCUAUGCUGUUUGUUGCAUAUACAUCAGCACCUUAUGUCAACUUUGUUCAUCUGGCAUUACCUGCUUUCGCACGGAGGUCACGUGAGGCAGCCGUUCAUUAUGCUAAGGAUUUACCGCCAACCGCAAUGCUCUAUCUGAACACCAUGCGGUUCAAUACCAUCCCAAGAACAAUUCCUGUGCGCGUCGGUGAUCUCAUAGCAGAUAAGCAUCUACUUCGUCCUGUUGCCUUCCGCAAUACAAAGCCGAUUGAGCGACCCUGGUGGAUGGGGAAACAUCCAACCCAGUUCUAUACUGGUGAUCACAGCCAAGCGGGACGCCAGUCUUCAGCAUUCUAUCCUGAAGUUUGGCCCAGUAUAUUCCAGCGUAUUCAGAACAGAACGCCAGGACCGGGGAUGCGCUAA